Messenger RNA from Trichogramma pretiosum, 801 nucleotides. Its product is annotated as tankyrase-1-like. Bases 1 to 801 code for a protein of 266 amino acids. Lineage: Eukaryota; Metazoa; Arthropoda; Insecta; Hymenoptera; Trichogrammatidae. The transcript has a single exon. Gene Ontology annotation, molecular function: protein binding. The record is from RefSeq and is a predicted model, not a curated record.
AUGACCCAAGAAAAUAAAAACUGUGUGAAACAAUUGAAGACGAUGCUUGAUAAGGUCGAUUGGGAGGUCGAAGACGAGCGACGUGAACUUCUCCGUCAACUUUAUGCUUUGAUCAGCGGUUGGUACGGUCAACUUCCAGAUCUCCGGGACAUGUUUCGGCCCGAAGCUAUCGAUUGGCUUCUCACGGAGUCUCUGAAAGACACCUUCGACAGCGACGACAGAGGAAUCGCGCCACAAACUCUCAUCGACUUCGUGAUCAGGACCGGCUACAAAGACGAGCCCAAAGUCGAUGGAGACGACAAGCCAUCCUCGCGUCGCACCACACCGAUACAUCAUGCGUACAGAAUUAGUUGUAAAAAUUACAUAAUUGCUAAUCUUUUUAAAAUAUACGAUAGAUUCGAUGUUAAUUACACCGACGAUUGUGGACACACGCAUUUUGAAGUGGCCUGCGAGUAUGGCCUUGAAGACGUCGUCAAGAAAUUCCUCGAUCACGGACAGGAUCCCAACUGCAUCGUGCCAAAAACAGGUGACUCGCCGCUAUACUUGGCUCUGAGGUGGAACGAAAGCAAAGAAGUGGCAAUAUUGCUUUUGAGAAACGGCGCAGAUCCGAAUCUAGCUAAUGCAGAGGGAUCGACUCCCCUGCACAUUAUCAGCACUAUGAACUUCGAUGAAGAUAUAGUAAAGGUAUUAUUCGAGAUUAGUGACGAAAAUAAUCUGUCCCUGCAGGUCAACGCUCUGGACAACGUGGGUGACACACCGUUGACCUUAGCUUUGACCAUGGCUACUCGUUACGCAGUGUGA